GUAUUCAAUGACAGAUUUUUUUAUAAUUUACACGAAAUUUAAAGUUUAAAAUGGCCGUUACUUCAAACUCUACCUUUAGAUCGUUAAACAAAUUCGAAGAUACAAUUUAUACUAUACUAAAAAUAUUCCAAGCUAAAGCCCCGAUUAUAAAUAACCAACCGAAAUUUUUUCAAAAAAUAGAACCGUCAAGUGCCCAAUACAAAAAUUUAUUACUCUCCAGCGCGAUUAUUUGGUGUAAAAAACGAGGAUGCCAAAGUGGUUGUUAUAGACCCGAGCCAAAAAAAGGAGAAAAAGAACCAGAACCUGAAAGUUUGGAAAAAUAUAAUCCUUGUAAGAGAAAAACCGCGUGUGAUAAGUAUCGUACUAAGGAUUGUAAGAGAAAGAAGCCCUGUGGACAUGAUAGUUGCCCGAAAAGUCCUAAAAAGGAAUAGAAAACGAAAUAUUUAGUGCAUAUCAUCAAUCACUAAUACAUUGAUUGAAUUGUUGUUAAAGCCAAUGACAGAUUUAAAUAGAAAAUUAUUUUUCAUGAAGUGUGUCAUUCGAUAAGAUUAUUGUGACAAAAAAUCGAUAACAUCAUCAAAACACAAGAAGUUUCAUCAAGUAAAAUGACUGUUUUCUCUCCUAUAUGACCAAUUUUUGACAAUAACAUUUUUAUAUAAAUGUUUAACAACCGAUACAUAGUUACAAGUAAAUAAAAACUGUUAUUCAUUGA
This is a messenger RNA of Diorhabda carinulata, 712 nucleotides long. RefSeq lists its product as uncharacterized. The record is from RefSeq and is a predicted model, not a curated record. The transcript is spliced from 2 exons. NCBI's taxonomy places the organism in Eukaryota, Metazoa, Arthropoda, Insecta, Coleoptera, Chrysomelidae. The coding region runs from base 51 to 431 and encodes 126 amino acids.